Messenger RNA from Pimephales promelas (fathead minnow), 2754 nucleotides. It is a transcript of the gene abi1a, whose product is annotated as abl interactor 1a. Gene Ontology annotation, molecular function: SH3 domain binding; signaling adaptor activity. The record is from RefSeq and is a predicted model, not a curated record. Gene Ontology annotation, cellular component: lamellipodium; actin-based cell projection; SCAR complex. Gene Ontology annotation, biological process: neuron migration. NCBI's taxonomy places the organism in Eukaryota, Metazoa, Chordata, Actinopteri, Cypriniformes, Leuciscidae.
AACGACUCCGACUUCACCAGGGCUGAGCUUGAGCUCUCAAUCAAAUCCCAGAGACGAGUAGGAAGCUCUGUGGAGACAUGUAAGAUGGCAGAGCUGCAGAUGUUACUAGAGGAAGAAAUUCCAGCCGGUAAACGAGCUCUCGUAGAGAGUUACCAGAACCUCACGAGGGUCGCGGACUACUGUGAGAAUAAUUAUGUUCAGGCACAGGAUAAGAGGAAAGCCUUGGAGGAGACCAAAGCCUACACCACCCAGUCCUUGGCGAGCGUGGCCUAUCAGAUCAAUGCCUUAGCCAACAAUGUCCUGCAGUUGUUGGAUAUCCAGGCCUCGCAGCUGCGCAGGAUGGAGUCCUCCAUUAACCACAUAUCUCAGACAGUGGACAUCCACAAGGAGAAGGUCGCCCGGAGAGAGAUUGGCAUCCUGACGACAAAUAAGAACACAUCAAGGACUCAUAAGAUCAUCGCUCCUGCCAACAUUGAGCGGCCGGUGAGGUACAUCAGGAAGCCCAUCGACUUCACAGUGCUGGAUGAUGUCGGCCAUGGAGUGAAGUGGCUUAAAGCCAAGCAGCACGGCAACAAUCAGUCAGUCAGAGGAGGAACCCUGUCCAGGACCAAUCCGCCAACACAGAAACCUCCCAGCCCACCCCUGCAAGGACGAGGCACUCUUGGGCGUAACAAUCCUUAUAAAACGCUUGAGCCGGUGAAACCUCCAACUGUUCCCAAUGACUACAUGACGAGUCCAGCUCGCUUGGGCAGCCACCACAGUCCAGGACGCACCGCAUCUCUCAACCAGAGACCCAGAACCCACAGUGGCAGCAGCGGGGGAAGCGGCAGUCGAGAGAACAGUGGCGGCAGCAUCGGCAUUCCCAUCGCUGUGCCGACUCCCUCCAUUCCCAACUCAGUCCCAGUCGAACCCUCAUGGGCUGCUCCCCCCCCAGCCCCUCCUCCUCCACCCCCUCUCCCCGGUCAGGGUCCACCAAUGCCAGCUGCUGCUAUAGCUGUGGCUGCUGGGCCGGGUCUCGGGCCAAUCCCCAUGUCCCAGUUCGGCACGAUAUCUCGGCAGAUCUCCCGACACAACUCCAACACCUCGUCCGCCGUCUCCAUGGUUUCCGCCACAGGAACAUACCGCCGAGCCCCGUCCGUGUCUUCCCAGUUCUCCUUGCAGCAGCCGCACGUUAACGGGGGCACAAACGCAAUGUGUAUGGCCCCUCCUCCUCCACCCAUGCCCCAGCUCACCCCACAGAUCCCACUCACAGGCUUUGUGGCCAGAGUUCAGGAAAACAUUGCAGAGACCCCGACUCCACCGCCGCCCCCUCCCCCUGAUGACAUCCCCAUGUUCGACGAGGCUCCGCCCCCUCCUCCUCCUCCUCCAGUGGACUAUGAAGAUGAAGAGGCAGCUGUAGUGCAGUACAGUGACCCCUAUGCAGACGGAGACCCUCAGUGGGCCCCCAAGAUCUACAUGGAGAAAGUGGUUGCCAUCUACGACUACAUCAAGGAUAAGGACGACGAGUUGUCCUUCAUGGAAGGAGCCAUCAUCUACAUCAUCAAGAAGAAUGACGACGGCUGGUUCGAGGGAGUGAGCAGCGGCGUCACCGGUCUGUUUCCCGGGAACUACGUGGAGUCCAUCAUGCACUAUGCCGACUGAAAAUCAUAUAUACCCAAACAUUGAAAUCGUGAACAGUGUAAACCGCGUGCAAAGAUACAUGUUUGUUCCUGACAAACGGCGGAUCGUGAAAAUCUAUGAACUUUACUUUGUGGUGAUGGGUGGAUGUGGGCGAACGGGAGGGAGCAACUAUUCGGAGGAAGUCAGUGUACAUAAAAUGAAAGUUAGCCUGUGGGGUUUCCGUAGUGAAUGUCAAUCACAUUAUCUUCAACAGUCAAUACAACAUGUGACCAUGUAAAGUAGAUGAUUGUCACCGUUUUUUUCUUUUGACAUUUCCAACUGAAAGUCGACCAUCACUCAUCUAAUAGACGAAUUAAUUUUAGCGUUUCAUCUUAAAGCACCACGUCAUCGCCCCGAAGUGUAUCAUCGAAAUCUUAACGUAAAGCAUGCAUACAAAAUAUGUAUUGUAACCUAAACGUUCAAUUCCAUUCAGCUUCCAUCUUUGUAUUAUUUACAGAACACUUUAUUUUAAAUAUAGGCAUUUGUAGACUACUUAUGUUUAUGCUCUAAUUUUUAGUGAAACGUUGAUAUAAAUUUCUUUAUUAAUUUGGUCAAUGAAUGCGAAGCACAGAACUUUUUUCAUUUGUUUCAACAACGUCUCCCUCCAUGUUCAUAUUUUUAGAGUAUUUGCUACAAUGAACAAACAUGAAUUCUAUGUAGAUAGCUUGAAUACGUAAGCUGUAAAGUAUCUAAAGGUCUCUAAUCAGUACAAAUCACAAUUCUUCCAAUGCUGGACUCAUUUAGACGUGUCGGGAGUAACUGGCCCGGCACAGAGAGCAAUGAACGGAAAGGUCAAGUUUCUGGCCUCGGGUCUGGCUUUAAUCACACCUCUCUUCAUCUGUUUUUCGCUCUUUGAGCUGUCGUUCUGUCUGAGAAACGAUUACUGAGAUUUCACUCAUCUGCGUCUGACCUCUGUCAGUCAUUUCAGGAGUUUAAAGCUAAUGCCUUGAGACUUUUUUUGUCAUACUGAAACAUUUGAAGUGUUCCAACUGAAUUCCAUCUGCGCUGAAGCUCGUCUCGGCCCAGAAUUUGUAUUUAUAAUGUUAAUUGAAAUUUAAUUGUACAGUCUUUUAUAAUAAAUCAUUCUAUGUAAAA